Messenger RNA from Pocillopora meandrina, 561 nucleotides. The record is from the annotation of a GenBank genome assembly. NCBI's taxonomy places the organism in Eukaryota, Metazoa, Cnidaria, Anthozoa, Scleractinia, Pocilloporidae.
AUGAUGAAGGAGUACCAGAGGGUAUCAGGAAACACUGUAGCUUGGACACAUAUACUGCCUCAGGAAGUAAAGAAACUUCAGGAUGUAAAGGAUUCUCUGCUUUCACCAGUCAAAUGUCAUCCCGUGUCAGCAAAAGAGCUAAAAGAAAAGUUUGAAAAAGCAAAGAGAAAUCUUAUGGUUGAUGAUUUACAAAGGCAAGAUAUUGAGGAACAAACUAGAGGUCAAUCAAACACUGAAUUAUGGCAUCGCCACAGACAACCAAGGAUUACUGCCACAAAAUGUUACCGUGUAGCUGUACAGAGAGAAAGUACGUCCCCUACUAAGAUAAUUAAAGAUAUACUUGGUUACAACAAGGCCUAUCAAAGUAAGUCAAUGGAGGAAGGACUGAAAAUGGAAGACCAGAUUAUCAAUGAUUACAAGCUUCUCAAGCAAAGUCAAGGAGAUGAAGGCAUAACAGUCUCAAAAUGUGGGUUUUUGUUUCAAAAGAACAUGGUUACCUUGGUGCUAGCCCCGAUGGCCUUGUACAUGAUCCAUCAGCCUCUGAUUCAGAGGGACUUAUAG